AUGCCUCCCAUCCAAAUUACAUCGGCAGAGCAGUUCAACUCUCUGCUCACGUCUUCCCGUUUCGUUGUCGCCGACUUCUAUGCCGAUUGGUGCGGGCCAUGUAAAGCAAUCGCUCCGGUGUACGACUCGCUGUCCACGCAGCUCUCGCGCCCGAACCUCAUCACAUUCACCAAGAUCAACGGGGAUCAGCAGCAAGCGCUCGCCCAGGCAUAUUCUGUGUCAGCAUACCCUACCUUCAUCGUGUUCGAAAAUGGUCGCAAAACCCAGACAGUUCAGGGCGCCGACCCCCGAAAAUUGAACGAGGUCAUCCAGAAGCUUGCGUCGGAAGCAACCAAGUCGGACAGCGCGUCGGGACAAGCUGGCGAGGGAAGCGGAUCCGGCGGCACCUGGCUGGGUGCUGCUGUGCCUAGGGGAUACAGCGACAUCACCGACCAGGUCGACCAGAAGGGACUGGAGCUUCUGAACCGGGACAGCCAACAUGCGCUCCCAAAAACGCUCUUUGAAGCCUCGAAGCCGUCUGCCCUGACAGGAAAAGGCAAGGCCGGUGAAAAGGACUGGGUCGAGAGCGACACCGACGAGCAGCUGAUGCUCUACAUCCCCUUCCAGUCGACGCUGAAAGUGCACACCCUCCAUGUGACCUCAUUCCCUCCCUCCGCCGACGACGCCGAAGACCCCGACGAGGUGCCGAUGCGACCCAAGACCGUCUCACUCUAUACGAACCGCUCGCAUGUGCUUGGAUUCGACGAGGCGGAGGAUACCGUUGCGGUGCAGACGAUUGAAAUCAAGCCCGAGGACUGGGACUCCAAGACGGGGACGGCGAAGCUAGAUCUGCGAUUUGUCAAGUUCCAGAGCGUGACCACGCUGGUCAUGUUCUUUAUCGAUGGCGACGGAGACAGCGACAAGCUGCGCGUGGACCGCAUUCGCAUCAUUGGCGAGGCGGGCGAGAAGCGCGCGAUGGGCAAGCUGGAGAAGAUUGGCGACGAGCCCGGCGAGUAA
This is a messenger RNA of Penicillium lagena, 996 nucleotides long. Its product is annotated as thioredoxin-like protein 1. Lineage: Eukaryota; Fungi; Ascomycota; Eurotiomycetes; Eurotiales; Aspergillaceae. The transcript has 3 exons. The record is from RefSeq and is a predicted model, not a curated record. Bases 1 to 996 code for a protein of 331 amino acids.